Messenger RNA from Closterium sp. Naga37s-1, 2454 nucleotides. The record is from the annotation of a GenBank genome assembly. NCBI's taxonomy places the organism in Eukaryota, Viridiplantae, Streptophyta, Zygnematophyceae, Desmidiales, Closteriaceae.
AUGCUCGUUUCCUGCUGCCCUUCCAUCCGUGGUCGCUUCUCCUCGUACCCUCACUCACACUCACUCAUCCUCCUCCCCUCGUCCCCCCGCUGUGUGAACGGCAGAGCUACUAACCGGCGUCAGGUGGCCAUUCGCCAUUUCACAUCCGCCCUUGCACUGGACCCUUUCUUCUGGUCUGCAUACGAGGAGCUUUGCAUCCUUGGAGCGGAAGCAGAGGCGUCACAGGCAUUCAACGAAACCGCUGCCCUGCACAUGGAGCAGCAGCAGCAGCAGCAGCAGCAACAGAGGGUCCAACACGAAGUGUCAUCCCAGCAGCAGCAGCAGCCACAGCAAUAUUCUCAGCAGCAGCAGCAGCAGCAGCAGUCAGGACAGGGUCACGAGCAAGUGCAAGAGGGGAUGGCACCACCGCAGCAGCAACCGGCACAGCAAGGGUUGAAUGCGGCUUCAAACUAUGUGACACCUCCUGAGGCAGUGGUGAGCACGUGGAAGGACACAGCCUCGCCGCGCACCCCUGCAGGACCUGUGGCGCCGGCUGUGAGUGCUGCCACGCGCAUGGCACACCGGCGCAAGAUGGUGGACGAAAACAGACUGCGGAACGUGGCUGGUCGCCUGUUUGCUGAGCCCAGCACCUUACGCCGCAGCACUCGGCUAGCAGAGGGCGGGGCAGGUGGAGGUGCUGCUGCUGGUGCCGCUGCUGGAUCAACUUCGACUGCACGGGGGAGCACCGGGGUCGGAGGAGGCGGAGGGGGAGGGACGAGUAGGAGCUCUGCUGCUCGUCGGACGACGGACGGGUCUAGUCCAGCAAUGCCUUCUUUGGAUCUGGGGAAUGACGCUGCACCUCCUUCCAGUGCUGCUGCAGCUGCUGCUGCUGGUGGGGGAGGAGGAGGAGGAGGCAGGGCGUCUACAGCAUCAGGUGGGUCUGCCAGUGCUGGUGAUACGUCUGAGCUUCCCGGAGCAACGCCGCAGGAUUGGGAGCCGAAGCAAGUGGCCCGGGAAGAGGACAGGGAGGCUCGGCAGCGGCAGCAGCCUGGGAGAGAAAAGGCGGGAGGGGGAAGCCUUGCCUCCAAUGGUGGGGCUUCAUCUGCUGAUAGUGCUGCAGGAGGGAUGGGGGGAGGGGGAGCAGGAGGAGGCGAGGAGGUGGAAGGGAGAGGAGCGUUGGGACGAGGGAGCAGCGGCGCAGAGGGAGGGGGGAGAGAGGGGGAAGGAGGGGAUGAGGUGGAGAGUGGGCAAGGGGGGGCGAAGAGUGGCGGGGGAGUGGGGUAUGGGGAGGCAGGGGAGGAUGGGAGUGUAGGGGGAGGGGCAGGAAAGGGAGGGGAGAGUGGAGCGUUGCUAGCAGUGCGGCUGCUGAAGCAAGUGGGACGAGCUUUCCUGCUGCUCUGCAUGAUGCGAUGCCAGCGUGUGUCUGCUUUUCCCACUGUUAUCGAGACGCAGGAAUUGUGUGACCCAGCACCACUCACCCUGCUCUCCUCCCGCCUCUGCCCCUUCUCCCUGCUGCUCUCCCAUCACGAUCUCCUUCCCGUCCCCCUUGUGCUGCCCGUUCGCCCCACCCUUUCCCUGUCAUGGUGUCUUGUGGGUCGGGCAUACGUGGACAUGGUGCAGUAUGGAGAGGCGGAGAGGGUGUUUGAGAUGGCACGCCAGGCCAGCCCGUACCAUGUGGACGGCCUUGACAUCUACUCCACUGUGCUCUUUCACAUGCGCAAGGACGUGCAGUUAAGCCUGCUGGCUCAAGAGGCGAUAGCCGUGGACCGUAUGGCUCCCCAGGCAUGGUGUGUGAGUGGCAACCUCAUGAGUCUCACCAAGCAGCACGAGGCAGCACUCAAGUUCUUCCGAAGAGCCACGCAGCUGGAUCCCUCCUUCACAUACGCCCACACCCUCUGCGGCCACGAGUAUGCAGCAAUGGAGGAGCUGGAGGAUGCUGCGCUCUGCUUCCGCACGGCCAUUCGCCUCGAUGCCCGCCAUUACAACGCAUGGUACGGCCUGGGGUCAGUGCUGAUGAGGCAGGAGCGGUUCCAUCUGGCAGAGUACCACUUCCGCACCGCACUCACUGUCAACCCCCACUCGUCCGUGCUGCAUACCUACCUUGGCGUCUGCCUGCACUCCCUCAAGAGGAGCAGCGACGCCCAUGCAUCGCUGCAGCAUGCGAUGCGGCUGGACCCGCGCAACCCGCUGCCAGUGUUCCAGCACGCGUACAUGCUGCUGGGGGACGAGCGGCUGGGGGAUGCGCUGCACGCUGCCAAGCAGCUGCUGCACGUGGCAGCCAGAGAGCCCUCCGUCUACUUCCUCCUUGGCAAGAUAUGCAAGAAGCUGGAUAGGCCAGAGGAGGCGCUGAUGCACCUCAACUGUGCGCUGGACUUGAAGCCACCCGCACAGCAAGUCAACCUCAUUAAGGCCUUUAUAGAGAAGCUUAAUGUGCCAGACAACCUGGAAGACGUUGAGGAGGAGGAAAGCAUGUAA